Molecule: messenger RNA, 939 nt
Organism: Tupaia belangeri chinensis (Chinese tree shrew)
Lineage: Eukaryota; Metazoa; Chordata; Mammalia; Scandentia; Tupaiidae
Product: olfactory receptor 1052
Exons: 1
Coding region: 1-939 (312 amino acids)
Biological process (GO): G protein-coupled receptor signaling pathway
Cellular component (GO): membrane
Molecular function (GO): G protein-coupled receptor activity; olfactory receptor activity
Source: RefSeq, a predicted model, not a curated record
AUGGCUGAAGAGAAUGUCACAGUUGUUACUGAGUUUAUCCUUUUGGGAUUGACAGAUCGUGCUGAACUGAAAAUUGUGCUCUUUCUGCUGUUCCUGGGGAUUUAUGCCAUUACCCUGGUGGGGAACCUGGGCAUGAUCGUUGUAAUCCACAUCACCCCAAAGCUCCACACACCCAUGUACUUUUUCCUCAGCUGCCUUUCAUUUGUUGAUGCCUGCUAUUCAUCAGUUAUUGCACCAAAAAUGCUGGUCAGCUUCUUGGUUGUGAGGGAAACCAUCUCGUUCUCCUCCUGCAUAGUCCAGCAUUUGUGUUUCGGGGUGCUCAUUACCACAGAAGGCUUCUUGUUGUCGGUGAUGGCCUAUGACCGUUAUGUGGCCAUUGUCAAUCCUCUGCUUUAUACUGUAGCCAUGUCUAAGAGAAAGUGUGCAGUGCUGGUCUUUGGGUCAUGCAUCGGUGGCAUGAUUAACUCACUGACACACACAAUUGGCUUAGGCAGACUGUCUUUUUGUGGUCCCAACAUCGUGGGUCAUUUCUUCUGUGAUGUUCCUCCAUUGCUAAAACUGUCAUGUUCUGAUACCUCCAUGAACGAAUUGCUGCUGUUAAUCUUCUCAGGAAUCAUUGCCAUGGCCACCUUCUUGAUUGUGAUCAUUUCCUACAUGUUCAUCGCUGGGGCUAUUCUGAGAAUCCGCUCAGCCUCAGGCAGAAAGAAAGCUUUCUCCACCUGUGCCUCUCACCUGACUGCUGUGACCAUAUUCUAUGGGACCCUAAGUUUUAAUUAUAUCCAGCCAAGCUCCCAGUAUUCCGUAGAACAGGAAAAGGUGGUUUCUGUGUUCUAUACUCUAGUGAUCCCUAUGCUAAACCCACUGAUUUAUAGUCUGAGGAACAAGGAGGUAAAAGAUGCUGUGAAAAGGGCCGCAGAAAUAAAAUAUUUCUCAUGUUAA